AUGUUGCUCACCAUAUUUUAUCUCCUCCUAACAUCCGAGCUCGCUCAAGCUCAGUCCACUGGUACUAUCAGCCUAUCUUCACCACAAUCAUGUAUCAUAGUGGCACAGAUAACGGCCCUAGAAUCACCUAAUGCCAUCACGUCGAUGAUACCGAUUUGUCCAUCUUCACCUUCAGUAUCGAUAAAUUGGCCAAUGUCAGAAGCUGGAGAUGGAGCUGGGUCCAGUAUAGGUGUCUAUAGUCAGCUAGAUGGAGGUCAUGCGGGAUGUGUGAUGAGUAUGAGUCAGAUGAUAGCCAUGUAUCUUCUGGGAAGAACGUUAAGAUGGGAUGAAAGCGGACAGCUGUACGAUGAGGGAGCUGGAGAACAGGUAGUAGAUCCUUUGAAUCAGCAGAUCCUGACUUGCUCCUCAGCAAAUCGAAUGCUGCCUUCUGACCUGAUCUUACCUGAUCCCACUUCCUUACCCAAAGAUGACCCCAUGUGGCAGCAGACCAUCAUCCUCGGCGACAAUUCCGCUUCUACAAUGGAACCUGCAGACGAACCUACAUCAAGUAUUGCUCUAUCCGAAACUUCCUCCAUAUCUUCAAGCAUUGAGACCUUCACUUCAACUCCUUCCCAAUAUACCGAAAAUACUUCAACAGCAUCCACAACCGAGGUUUCUUCAAGUGCUACGGCCAUCGAAAGCGCUUCAUCUCUCAGUGCCACUGGAACCCUCACAGCAGCCUCUCUCCUAGGUUCGAGUGGGUCAGCGAGCACCUCGUCUCCUCAGGGGGUGACGGUUACCGCAACAGACUUCCCUGUCUCAAUAGCUCAACCAGUCGUCAAUGCGACGUCGGUCGAAGCAGGCACCUCCACGACAUCCGAAAGCACCGCAGCUGGCUCGACCUCAGCACCCUCCGAUACCACCACUAAGAUACUGGAAGCAGCCACUGAAACAGCAAAGCCGACCACCACUUCGGAAUAUGACGUGGCUCCCACUGAGGACUCCGCUGAUGCAUCCGGUACUUCAGCAUCGUCUUCUAGUAGCUUGGAAACCCCACCACUUCAGGCUACAGCAACUUCAGACUCUUCCUCGCAGACUGCCCAGCAGCCGACAGCUACUAUCGCAGUAGACUCUACCAGUCCCACUUUCUCAUCAUUGUUUGUGUCUGAUACUACUACAAUAGUGAUAGAGGCGACAUCUGCCACCGAGCUGAUCUCUUCUUCCGCGGUGGAACCUGAGCCGGAAACCUCGUCAACUGUCCCUUCUCUUGAUAUUUCUGGCCCUUCGGUCACUGCUACCGGUGGUGUCACAUCUCAAGAACCGCUACCUUCUUCGUCAACUUCACAAUCAAGCGAUGGGAUCUCACCAUCCUCUCGGACCGAAACGGCCCCAAGUCAAGCGACGACUGUGUCUUCGGAUAGUACCAGCAAUGGUGUAAUUGCUAUCGAGACUUCUGUCACUACCUCACCUUUCGAGCCAGCUUCGACCGAGUCUUCCUUGACUGAAUCGAACGAUUCGAUGACUUCUGGCACGACAACAUCACCCGCAACAACUCCAGCUGAACCGCAAGAAACGGGUACCGAAACAAUCAAUGUCAGCUCAACGUCCAACACUGCCACUCCAGCCCAACCUUCCUCGACAAAGGCAGGAAGUGAUGAUCUCGAUAUCCCGAGUGUACAUAUCGAGCCAUUUACACUCACUCCGGAAUCUACCACUACUUUUCCAACUGGAAGCUCAACAAAUGCACCGCAUGCAACUACUGCUACGGUCGGCACCAGUGUGGCGGCGUCAUCUGAGAAUGCCACUCACACCUUGACUGGUACAGUGCCUGUGAGCGAUACAGAAUCAGAGGUUUACGUAGAUCAGACUAUCACGAUUUUUGUGCAGCCUACUAGUCUAGCUACGGAGCUUACUUCGUCUACCAACAUGAUCUCCGACAGUCCCUCCCAAGAAUCCUCUGCCAUUCUCAACACCGAAUCAACUGAGACCGCCUCUCCAGAUUCUUAUCCAAGUCCCACAUCGGUCUCUUUCGAUAUACCAAGUCCUGAAGAUUCUCUGGAGCCCAACAGUAUAUCAUUCGCUCAACAUGCUGCCACUAUGUCACCCGUCACUGUCACUGCUACGAAGACUACCAGAGUCGGCGCCGAAGCCUCUUCAAACAAAAAGGCGAUGAACUCUGCCAGUAGCGAACCGCUCUCUAAUUCCUCUGUCUCAACGUCAACAGAAAAGGCUACCCUCAGCGCAUCGAACGUGUCCUUCACUGGGCCUGGGACCGAUGUACCCUCACCGAUAUCAACUACCGAUACUACAAGCUCGAGCAGUGAUCUACCAACGACAGCUCGGGAAGUGUCCGAAAGCCUUCAGCUGCCAUCAGGCUAUUCGAGUUCUGCGCCAGAGUUCAGUGCUUUGCCCAUACACCAAGCGGCUGUCAACACUGCUCUUCCUGAUACCGCUUCUGAGACAGAGUCCCAAUCCGACUAUCGCACUUCAAGUGAAGAUUCCAGUAGCGAUAUCGCGCCAAGUAUCAGUAUUGCUACCUUGGGUUCUGACUUUGCAAGGUCACUCAGUGCAAGUAAGAAUGGCAGCUCCAAUACAGGUACAGACGAUACCCUUGCAAAGGUAUCCGCCACAUCAACCGCUGUGCGAACAGACACAGAGCCCAGUCUGGCAAUGCACAGACGGCGCCAUCGGCGUGCUAGACGAAGUAUGAUGAGUAGUCGAUGGGGUCCUGGAGGAGGAAUGGGUGGUUGGGGCGGAGGUGGAAGAAGUGGCUGGGGAGGAAGUUGGGGUGGAGAAUGGGGAGGUGAUGAAGAGGAAGAUUCUGGAUUUGGAGGUUGGGGAGAAGCUAUUGCUGAGGGUAUAGGUGAAGGAGCUCAAGGUGGUAGUGCUUUGGUGAAUAGUAAUGCCAAAGCGGAGCCACUCGAGCAGCCACAACAAACUGUUGAGACAGCUGCACCUGCUAUACCUUCCCUUUCCCUCGCUUCAUCUCCUUCUGAGAGUGAUGCACCUUCACCUACUAGAGAUCAAGGGGCUUCUACCUCACAGUAUCUCUCUUAUACCUCCCUGAUUGGUUCUACCGGUCAAGCAGCUGGCUCGACCAUUAGGCAGAGUUAUCUUCACAGUUCUGCCGGUUCACCACAACCUACCCAGCCGGCAGCACCUGUGGCCAGUUCUCCCUAUCUCCCCAGCAGAUCAAUAGCUAUCAUGUCUUCAUAUGAAGCUUCAUCGUCAACCCCGCCGCCUUCGCGUAUUGUCAAGCCAGCUGCAAGCUCGGUGGAAGCUACAAGUUCGAGAAAACCAGCUACAUACUCUUUUGGUCUCGCAACAUCCGAGACCGCUAUGCUGACUUCCGAGGAUGUAAUGACUAUACAGACCGAGAUGGAUCCAUCCAAGUUCGACACCGCGCAGUCCGCUGCUUCAUCGUUUUCUCAUGACGAAACCCUCUCAGAUGAGAUAGUAACUUCUACCUGGCUAUCUAAAACGCCUCCAUCAACUCCUGUCCCCGAAGCCAGUGCAUCCAAUUCUCGACCGCAAGCACCAGACUCGAGCAAGGGUUCAAAGUCUCAUUCCGCCAAUGUUGCAACCACAGCCACUUCUACAUUUCAGAAAUCGGUUACGAAGACCGAAACUUUCCAGCACACAACAACGCAACUCUCAACUUUUCAUGAUCUAAUCACUGAAACAUCUUCAACUACAGAUAUCUCCACUUUCCAAUCGUUCACAACGGAUAUAGAAACUUAUCAAACCUCCAUUACUCGAACUUCUUCAGCUACUGCCACUGAAUUUACAACUUCAACGGAUGUAUCUACUUUUCGUGCGUCAACUACUGAACUUCUUUUAACUACUAUAACUGAUACUUUAACUUUUGGAACUUCAAUCACUCAAACAGCUUCAACUACCACAACCGAUUCUACCACCGAAACAUCCACUUUUCGGACUUUAGCUUACGAGACAACCACUUUGCAAACUUCCACAACGGCCACUUCAACUGCUAUAAUCACCUCUACGUCCACACAGCUACCCACCACCACAAGCAGUUCGACUUCAACGGCGAGUGAGAGCUCAUCUGCCUCCUCCCAUACAUCAAGUGCUGGAACGCCUUCAUUCACAGGUGAACGUCCGUCUUCGUCGGCUCCAGCAUCGAUUACUUCAUCCUCAUCAUCAUCCUCUACCGAACAGCCACCACCUUACUCCUCUAUUAUACAAUCUUCAACCGAACGACCAUCUCCAGCCUCAUCCUCUGAAGGACGACCACCACCAUCGUCGUCAUCCUUACCCGAGAGUAGGGAGGAGCCCUGGACAGAAACUCCCUCCUCAUCUUGGUCUGAACCAGCAUCAGAUUCAUCCCAACCGACCGAGUCCUUAUCUUCCUCUGAACCACCACCCUCUUCUGUUGUUGAAGAUCCUCCCACUGAAGAACCGACUCCCGACCCUGAGCCUGAAUCUGAGCCUGAUACAGGUCCACCGGUAUUCUCAGUAGACGGCUCAGCAGUAGGUCAAUUCACAGGUCCAGGUCCUGCAGCAAGAUCGCUUGGCGAUAGGGAUCGCCGGAGAGCAAAACCCACUAAACGAGGCUCAGCGGUGACCGUUCCUUUACCGACAAUCACGUCGAGAUCGAUACCGAGUCCCGCUAGAUUUGCCACUGCCAUUGGACCAACACCUACUGGAAAUGUACGCCCAUCACUAGGGAAAGAUGAUAGUCAAAUAAGACUAAAAAGACAUGUUCUACGGUCAAGAAGGAGAUACGGGAAUCGAAUUUACACAAUUUUAGGUUAA
Messenger RNA from Kwoniella botswanensis, 4755 nucleotides. RefSeq lists its product as uncharacterized. The transcript is spliced from 3 exons. The record is from RefSeq and is a predicted model, not a curated record. Lineage: Eukaryota; Fungi; Basidiomycota; Tremellomycetes; Tremellales; Cryptococcaceae. The coding region runs from base 1 to 4755 and encodes 1584 amino acids.